AUGUCUCGCUUUGCGCAAGCGCUAACUCGGCUCGGCCUUGCUCCCUUGUCCGUAAUAAAAAUCGGCCGAAGCUUCUCGAGGAGUCUUCACCAAAUCAAUGGAAGUUGCAAGGAGAAAGAGAUUUCUGUGGCACUUAAUGUUGGGACUGGACAGCAGGCAGCAGAAGGGACAUGUUCUAAAAUCUCUAAAAAGCAGAAAGUGAGCAAGACUACUGAGAUGACAGGAUUCAUGGAUGACUUGACUCUGAGCUCACUUAAAAGGAGAUUUCAAUCUUGUUCAAGGAGCAGCUGUAGCAGGCGAUCCUCCUCAGUAUCUUCUUGUGAUUACAGAUCUUACAGUUCAAGUUCUAGUUCAAGUAUUUCAUCUUCCUCCACAAGCUGAAGUAGAUCAAGGAGCAGAUCAAGAUCACAUGCUAAAAGGAUUUGUUCUUGAAGAGUCAGAGAAUACUAGAGAUCUUAUUCCAGGAAUCAUUCAAGAUCAUAUAAUUACAGAUACCGAGAAAGAUCCCAUCUUAGAUAUUACAGAAAAUGUCCUUGCUCAUGUCCAUAUAACAAUCAGAGCAGAUCUCCUAUUAGACCAUACUAUCACAGGUCUUAUUCCAGAAGUAAAGCAAGAAGCCGAGGAUACUAUGGGUUUGGAAGAACUGUAUGCCCUGAAGCUUAUAGAAGAUGAAGAAACUGCUCCAGAACAAGAUCUCGCAGUAGAACCCUCUUUGCUUGACAGAAAAAGAAAAGAGAGCUACUUGAAAUGGCAAAAGCUAAUGCAGCUAAAACCUUUGGGAAAGAAAUCGUGCUGCCAGCCAGUUUAAUAAUGGAUUCCAGAACCAAUGAAAAUGGAAAUCAAAAAAAAGAGAACUUAGAUUUUAAGAAUAUUAUGCCAAGGCCACUGGCCCUAAAAUCAACGAGUCUGCUUCCUAAAAAUCUGGUAGUAUCCUCAACAAGAGAAGAGAAAAAGGGCUCUGUUGACCAGUGGAUUCCUGUUAAGAAUGAGGAAAAUAUCCUGUUUCAUAAUUUUUUACCUAAAAGUCCAAAAUAUCUCAUUUUUGAGAUUUAAAUGUAGGUUACCUCAUUUGAAACUAGUAUUUGUUUUCAGAUAGAAAAUGGAACAAAUACAGGUAGGAUUUUUUUCUGUAAAUUUUGCUUUUUGACUGAAAUGGAUUAUGUCACAAACAGGAACAUUUUACUGAUAGGAUUUAGUGUGUAAUAUUGUAACAGAACAAAUGAAGGUUUCUUCAUUUUAUAAUUUUAAGCAGUGAUUUAUGGCUCCUGUUGCUUAUUUUCUCCAAUUUUCAUAAAAAACUGUAAUAAUAAAGAAUUUCAAAUAAACUUUGAAUAUUUUGUGGAAGUCUACUGCUUUUAUUCAAAGGAACAAGUCGUGAAAAUAGCUAUUUUAUAGACUUUUGAGAGUUUUGUUUAAGAACUGCAAGGCCUAAAAGGAGGAAGGUAACCCUGAACAACAGCCAAUUGUUGGGGAAAGUGUGCCACCACUAACCCAGGCACAAUUGACCAUUUGGUCACG
Ahaetulla prasina is the source of this 1518-nucleotide messenger RNA. RefSeq names its product arginine and serine rich protein 1 (gene RSRP1). The record is from RefSeq and is a predicted model, not a curated record. NCBI's taxonomy places the organism in Eukaryota, Metazoa, Chordata, Lepidosauria, Squamata, Colubridae.